This is a messenger RNA of Bipolaris victoriae FI3, 195 nucleotides long. RefSeq lists its product as hypothetical. Lineage: Eukaryota; Fungi; Ascomycota; Dothideomycetes; Pleosporales; Pleosporaceae. The annotation marks the transcript as partial. The record is from RefSeq and is a predicted model, not a curated record. The transcript has a single exon.
GUGCUACUACUGCUAGUACUUUGUUCCACGGUCCCAGAAGCUUGGCGAGGCUGGCGGCGCUCUGGCUCUGGCUCUGGCUCUGGCUCUGGCCCUGACUCGUUUCUAGAGGGGUUUAGUGGCUCGCGUGAGGUUGCAGCAUGGGCAUGGGCAUUGGAAUCCUCCUCGUCUAGAUACUGUUCUGGUCUGUUAUUUUGA